GGAAAACAGAUCGAAAUCGCGUUUAACUUCUGCAAUUCGAUCCUAUACAAUGCCUAGAAACGUCAAUUCCGUCCUCCACGCCAGCAAUCCACGCAAGAAACGACAAAUGCAGCCCGUUUCUCACUCGAAGAAGCUCCGUUCCAAGAUCCCUCGCCGGAAACGCAUCCCUCACUUCCCAAUUCUCAGCAGAUCUUCGAACGAGCUGUUUUCAUCAAAAGAGUCAGAAUUAUCGGCGUUUCCAGCACCUUCCUGCUCUUCCUCCUGCUUUACGGGCGAUGUCUCCUGCGAUUCGAGCAUGAUCUCUGUCGGUUCUGUGAACCCGAAGAAACGGCAGAGAUCGAAGGAAAGCGACGCAAUCGAACGCUCCGGAGUCGCAUUUUUCGGCAAGGAUUCGCGGCCGAUAACCAGAUCUUACUACCGGCUGAAAGAAAAUGUCAGGUCUGAAGAAAACAAAGGAUCUCCAACCGUAGGAUCGUUUUCUCCACCGAAGGGUAGAGACGUCAUUAGAUCGGCUGAGGUUUCUGAGAGAAAUUUGAAGCAGACGAUCGGAUCUGUCAAAAGAGCUCCAAAAUCAGAGAAGAGCGAAGAAAUCUCUUGCAUUGAACCGUUUUUACCGGAGAAUCCCAAUCUGAAAGCUGGAUCCUGUAAAGGAGACGAAAAUUCGUUGCAAUCUCUUGCAAUUGCAGCAUCUGCAGCCUCCGGAGCUGAGUUCUCCGAAAUUUCCUGCAUAGAAUCGCUUUCGGCUGCGAACACUCGAAAUGCAGCGAAAACUGAGCCAAGUGUCGUUGUUUCAGAACAGACUGUGGAUCUCACUUGCUCAGAGCAGCUAUCGGACGGAGACGACAGCUCGGAUUAUUCGAGCUGUCAGGAAAUGACGCUUUCGCAGCUGGAAGCAGAGAUUUUCCCUAAAAAUUCGGACGGUGAGUGUGUCGAGUUUUCUCAGCCGUCGCUUUCGUCGAUCCUAGGAGAGUCGUCGGUUGAUUCCGAAACAUCCGGCUGUAAUUCCACUCCGUCGGUCUGUUUUUCGCUGUUUUUACAAUACACGAAGCAGUUGUCGAGGUCGAGAUCGCGUCUGAAAUUUGGAACGUCUGAUGGAAUCGAAGACGAAUACUCUGACAAAUUUACGCUUUUGAGGUUCGAAAAUGAAGAGCAUGAAGAGAGCUACAAAAAGCUCAGGAUCAGGGAGAGGAGACAUGAGUAUCGGCACAACUAUAUCGAGGUAUACGGCCUGACGACGGAGUAUGGAGAUGUCGUGCUCCAGCAGCGGCUGCUGAUGGUAAACUGGAUAAUCGAGCACGCGGACGAGCACGAGCUGCACUACGAGACAUUGUUCUUGAGCGUGAGCCUGUUCGACAGAUUUCUAGGCAAAGGGUUCUUCAAAAGCAAAAGAAAACUUCAACUUCUCGGAAUCGCUUGCUGCACCCUCGCUACGAGGAUCGAAGAAAACCAGCCACUUAACUGUAUCCGACGGAAAGAAUUCCUAGUGGGAACCAACGUGUUCAGCAGAUGUGAAGUGGUGGCCAUGGAAUGGCUAGUGCAGGAGGUCCUCAGCUUCCAAUGUUACCUGCCAACGAUCUACAACUUCCUAUGGUUCUACCUUAGUGCCGCAAAGGCAGAUGCGGAGGUGGAGGGCCGCGCCAAAUAUCUGGCCGUGCUGUCGCUCCUCGACCAUGAGAGCCUGUGCUUCUGGCCUUCAACCGUCGCAGCCAGUUUGGUCAUUCUCGCUUCCCUCGCUGCCAAUCGCGACUCCUCGUGCCAGUGGGUGAUGGAGACACACGUCCGAACCGGAAACGACGAUCUACCAGAAUGCAUACGGGGCCUGGAGUGGUUGGUGAAGUACGUUUGCUAG
This is a messenger RNA of Magnolia sinica, 1849 nucleotides long. Its product is annotated as cyclin-SDS-like. The transcript has 7 exons. The record is from RefSeq and is a predicted model, not a curated record. Gene Ontology annotation, cellular component: cytoplasm; cyclin-dependent protein kinase holoenzyme complex; nucleus. Lineage: Eukaryota; Viridiplantae; Streptophyta; Magnoliopsida; Magnoliales; Magnoliaceae. Gene Ontology annotation, molecular function: cyclin-dependent protein serine/threonine kinase regulator activity. Bases 50 to 1849 code for a protein of 599 amino acids. Gene Ontology annotation, biological process: regulation of cyclin-dependent protein serine/threonine kinase activity; mitotic cell cycle phase transition.